AUGGCUAGAAAUUUUGAUGAUAUGUUUAAUGAGGCUUUGUAUGCCAAAAGAAGACGGCAAGAUAACACAUUCAUAGAUAAUUGGAUCGAUGAGUAUUUACUCGAAGAUUCAGAAGAAGAAGAUAUCGAUAAAAGCUCUAUUCCAACUCCUCGUAGAUGGAUCAAUAGAGAUCGAAAAGCAGGACAUGAUCAUCUUUUCCAAGAUUACUUUGCAGAUGAAACAGUGUAUAAUGCUGACGUUUUUCGACGGAGAUUUCGAAUGAGAAAACAUGUGUUCCUUCGGAUAGUAGACGCUCUCUCAAAUAUCUAUCCGUAUUUUCAACAGAGGGUUAAUGCAACUGGAAGAAGAGGCUUGUCAUCUCUCCAAAAAUAUACUGUUGAGAUGCAGAUGUUAGCAUAUGGCGUAGCAACUGAUGGUGUUGAUGAUUAUGUGCGCAUAGGCGAGAGCACUACAAUUGAAUGCUUGGAAAAAUUUGUUGAAGGUGUCAUUUUGGUGUUCGAGGAUGAAUACUUGCGAAAACCAAAUCCAAAUUACGUACGACGCUUGCUACAAAUGGCAGAGGGUCGUGGCUUUCCUGAUCGUUCUCCAGUGUUCGAUGAUAUUCUAAAUGACCGUGUUCCAGUGGUAAAUUAUACUAUUAAUGGUAAUAAUUAUACCAUAGGAUACUAUUUAGCAGAUGGUAUUUAUCCUGAAUGGGCCACAUUUGUCAAAUCAAUCUCAAAGCUACAAGGGAAAAAAUGCAAGUUAUUUGCACAAUACCAAGAAGGGCAAAGAAAAGAUGUGGAGCGAGCAUUCGGAGUAUUGCAAGCACGCUUUGCAAUUAUACGUGGUCUAGCUCGCUUUUGGGAAAAGAAGAAGCUUGCCAACAUAAUGAGAGCUUGUAUUAUAUUGCAUAAUAUGAUUGUUGAGGAUGAAAGAGACACUUAUGCCGGAAAUUUUGCUCAAGACUUAGAGUAUGAUGAUGUCGAAAAUGGCUUAUCACAACCUCAGUUGGGAGAAGAAGAUUUUGCACCAUACCAUCAAUUUCUCCAAAGAAAUGCCCAACUUCGAAAUAGGCAGCAGCAUAGACAAUUGAAAGAGGAUUUGAUUGAACACAUAUGGCAAUUUCACAUUGCUUGUCGUCAACUAUAA
This is a messenger RNA of Arachis stenosperma, 1131 nucleotides long. RefSeq lists its product as uncharacterized. The transcript is spliced from 2 exons. The coding region runs from base 1 to 1131 and encodes 376 amino acids. NCBI's taxonomy places the organism in Eukaryota, Viridiplantae, Streptophyta, Magnoliopsida, Fabales, Fabaceae. The record is from RefSeq and is a predicted model, not a curated record.